Messenger RNA from Triticum aestivum (bread wheat), 1813 nucleotides. Its product is annotated as MLO-like protein 1. Gene Ontology annotation, cellular component: membrane. Gene Ontology annotation, biological process: defense response. The record is from RefSeq and is a predicted model, not a curated record. The transcript is spliced from 12 exons. Bases 74 to 1696 code for a protein of 540 amino acids. NCBI's taxonomy places the organism in Eukaryota, Viridiplantae, Streptophyta, Magnoliopsida, Poales, Poaceae.
UGCCACUUCAUUCUUACGACAAGGGGCGUGGCUGUGGUCUGGAUUCUUGACGAGUACGUACGUUUGGGGCGCCAUGGCCGGCGGGGGAGGGAAAGCCAAGCCGCUCGAGUUCACGCCGACAUGGAUCGUGGCGUUGGUCUGCUCCGUCAUGAUCAUCAUCUCCCUGCUCUUCGAGCGCUUGCUCCACCGCCUAGGCAAGAGGCUGAUAAGGAGUCGCAAGAAGCCGCUGUACGAGGCCCUCCUCAAGGUGAAGGAGGAGCUGAUGCUGCUGGGGUUCAUCUCGCUGCUGCUCACCGUGUUCCAGGGCCCCAUGGGGAAGCUCUGCGUCAGCCCGAGCGCCAUGCUCCACCUGCAGCCCUGCAAGCCGCCGCCGCACGAGACGGACCACCUCGGCGGCGCCGUGUUCACCGGCGUGCUGGGUGGGGGGAGGCGCCUCCUGGCUGGAGGAGCCUCCUCCUCCGACGAAUACUGCCUCAAGAAGGUACUACAUACUACUCCAGCUCAACUGGCAUGGGACGUGCAUGAUUUUGUCUGUGAUGCUCUACUUUUCCUUCUUCUUCCGUCUUCGUCGAUCUACUGUUUUCCGUCUUUGACCCGUUCAACCUUGUUGGCAUUUGGCAUGCAGGACAAAGUUCCAUUACUUUCAUCUGACGCUAUUCAUCAAUUGCACAUAUUUAUCUUCGUGUUGGCGGUCACCCAUUUCCUUCUCAGUGCUAUUACAGUUCUUCUAGGAAUUGCACAGACAAGGAAUUGGCGACAUUGGGAGACCAAGAUCCAAGAAAAUAAUGACAGUGCACCUCAAAUGAUCAAGCAUGUUCAAGAAUUCAAAUUUAUUCAAGACCACUUCAAAGGUCAUAGAAAACGGUCGAGGAUAUUUGGUUGGAUGCGUUCCUUCUUCAAACAAUUCUAUGGAUCGGUCACCGAGGAGGACUACACAACAAUGAGACUUGGUUUCAUCAUGAAACACUGUAAGGGGACACCAAAAUUCAACUUUUAUAGUUACAUGAUCAGAGCUUUGGAGGUUGAUUUUAAGAAAGUUGUUGGUAUUAGUUGGUACCUUUGGGCCAUGCUGAUGAUAUUCCUACUAUUGAAUGUUGAAGGGUGGUAUGUCUACAUUUGGAUUACCUUGGUUCCAUUCAUUAUGUUACUUGUGGUAGGAAGUAAGAUGGAGCACAUCAUAACGGAAUUGGCUUAUGAGGUUGCCCAAAAGCAUACGGCUAUUCGAGGGGAUUUAGUAGUUUCUCCUUCAGAUAACUUCUUUUGGUUCCACCGGCCUAAAUUAGUUCUUCUGUUGAUCCACAUAGUCCUAUUUCAAAAUGCAUUUGAAAUUGCAUUUUUCUUCUGGCUCUUGGUGACAUAUGGUUUUAAAUCAUGCAUCAUGGGGAAACCAGCAUAUGUUAUUACUCGAGUUGUCAUAAGUGUAAUCUGCCAAGUCCUUUGUGGUUACAGCACCCUACCACUAUACGCCGUCGUCUCCCAUAUGGGGAAUUCUUUCAAGAAGACUAUAUUUGAUGACAAUGUGACUGAAGGCCUUGUCAACUGGGCUGAAAAGGCUAGGAGAGGCACAAGAACCCCAAAUAAAAUUACUACAGAUGCAAGUAGUUCACCAAUUGAUGAGGCAAAUGGUGGCGCGGUUCAAAUGACAAAUACACGGGCAAACUCAUCGGUGGAGCAAGGCACCGCUAGGCUGAUAUAAUCAUGUACAUUAGUUGCUAAUACAAAGGGCCCUAUAGCAACAAUUUUGGCAAGUGUACAGAUAUAUUUUUAGAGGGCACACAUAUCUUUUGAUAAUGCUAGCUAUUCAUGUGUUCAA